UGCUUCUUUAUACAGAGAAGCUAUCCAAAUCCCAUCAACAGAACACCAAAAUUACGUUAUCAGCGACAGAAGUCUUGAUCAUUCUGUUGAUUUGUCUGAUACCUAAUGGAAAAGGACACGUCUUUUCUUUUUUCCGGCAUCACUUUCAAUCGCAAAAAGUUUGCUGGUGAUUUCGCGAGAUUCAAGGAGAAAACAGAGAGUGAUGAUGUUGUAGAAAAGCCCAACUUGAUUGAAAAUGGGGUUUCUACUAUGGAGGAGGGAAUGGCGUUGCGUGCUGAUAAGAAGAGGAAGAGAAAAGUGGCUCGUUCAGACCCAAUUGAAGGAUUCAGUGUAUUUAAAAGAUCAAAAUCAAAAGCUGUUGAUGAAGCAGGAGAGCAUAAUGAAGAUGAAAUUUUACAAGAGAAGAAGGAAUAUUAUCGGCAGUUGGAGAGGGAUGCUCUUUUCCGGAAGAGGUAUAAUAUUCAUGUUUCUGGGAGCAAUAUCCCGUCUCCACUUCAGAACUUUACAGAGUUGAAAUCGAGGUACAAUUGCAAAUCUUACCUGUUGCACAAUUUGAGUGAUCUGGGUUUUAAGGAGCCAACACCAAUCCAAAGGCAGGCUAUUCCAGUCUUACUAUCUGGAAGGGAGUGUUUCGCCUGUGCUCCUACUGGUUCUGGAAAAACCUUUGCAUUCGUCUGCCCAAUACUUAUGAAACUUAAGCAUGCUUCAAAAGAUGGUGUUCGGGCAGUGAUUCUUUGCCCUACACGUGAAUUAGCUGCCCAGACCGCGAGAGAAUGCAAGAAAUUGGCCAAAGGAAAGAAGUUUUACAUCAAAUUAAUGACUAAGCAGCUUGCCAAAAGUGCAGAUUUCUCAAAACUGCCCUGUGAUAUUCUCAUCUCCACUCCGUUCCGGAUACAGUUUGCGAUCCGCAAAAGAAAACUUGAUUUAAGCAAGGUUGAAGUUCUUGUCCUGGAUGAAUCCGACAAACUUUUUGAGUUAGGAUUGGUUGAGCAGGUUGAUGCUGUGGUCAAAGCAUGCUCAAACCCUUCCAUCCUGCGCUCAUUGUUCAGUGCUACUUUACCUGAUACUGUUGAAGAACUUGCACGUACAAUUAUGCAUGACGCUGUCCGUGUUAUCAUUGGCAGAAAAAACUCUGCUUCUGAGUCAAUAAAGCAAAAGCUCAUAUUUGUAGGAAGCGAGGAGGGGAAGCUUCUUGCUCUUCGUCAAAGCUUUGCAGAGAGUUUGAACCCACCGGUGCUGCUUUUUGUCCAAAACAAGGAGCGAGCUAAGGAACUGUACAACGAACUGAAAUAUGAUGACAUUAGAGCUGAUGUCAUACAUGCUGACCUUCCCCAAAUACAGAGAGAACAUGCUGUUGAUAACUUUCGAUCUGGGAAAACUUGGGUUUUGAUCGCCACUGAUGUUAUUGCUCGGGGCAUGGACUUCAAAGGUGUCAAUUGUGUGAUCAACUAUGAUUUUCCAGAUUCUGCUGCUGCAUACAUUCACAGGAUUGGUCGUUCUGGCAGAGCUGGGAGGAGUGGGGAGGCAAUAACAUUAUACACUGAAGCAGAUGUUCCGUUUUUGAGGAAUGUAGCCAAUGUCAUGACAGCUUCUGGCUGCGAGGUGCCUGAAUGGAUCUUGUCCCUACCCAAGAAAAAAUGGAGGAAACAUAGGCCUCAAAGGGAAUCCAUCUCUACGAAAUCUCAAGAUGAGAAUUGACAACCAAUAGAUGAUGGAUGCAAUCAUGGCCUCAGAGUUCUGCAGAGCUGGUCCUCUCUCUCUCCAUCUAAUUCAAUUUUGUUUGAGAAACAUGUUUAAUGAUAAUGCUCUGAAAUAUAGGGUUGUUUUCUUGGUGUAUCUGAAUUCUGAUGUCAUUUAUGCUGCUGGACUCGGGAACAUUCUUUUCUCGUUCCAUCAAAGGACUGUUUUAUCUUCAAUUACAAUGAAUAUAGGGUCUUCGCUUUUGUAUUAACAUUGUUUACUUGGAAUUGUUGGAAAGAUUAUCUGGGUUUGGAA
Molecule: messenger RNA, 1995 nt
Organism: Sesamum indicum (sesame)
Lineage: Eukaryota; Viridiplantae; Streptophyta; Magnoliopsida; Lamiales; Pedaliaceae
Product: P-loop containing nucleoside triphosphate hydrolases superfamily protein
Biological process (GO): maturation of SSU-rRNA
Cellular component (GO): cytosol
Molecular function (GO): nucleic acid binding; ATP binding; RNA helicase activity
Source: RefSeq, a predicted model, not a curated record